GCUUAUCUCGUCUAUGCUCUGAGCCGACCCUGCGUCUCGUCACUCUCGUGUUAUAUAAAUUUAAUCAACAAAAAACUUCAGUGCUAUACUUAUUAAAUACUAUGAUGUGUCUCCGCACGCAAUGCCAUUUAUCCAUAUUAUUCAAGUUUAAAUUCUCAGCAGGCUCCUAAUUUCUCUUCUCCCUUUUGUGACAAAUAUUUUCUUAUUGAUUCUGUUCCAAAAAAGGAGGAAGGAACUCUGGAAUCUCCUAUAAGAAAAAAAAUAUGAGCAAGAAAAAGGAGACGAAACUAAGCAAGUACAUGAAGGUCCCCAUAAAGAUGGUGGUGAAAGGUAGAGACUUGUACAUUAAAAGCAUGAAUCAAUUCUCUUCCCAUGACCUUCUCGGCAGCGGCAUGGCUUUUGGGAUACCAGUCUGCCAAGUAAGCGCCCUCCCAAGAAGUUUCAGCGCGAGCCACUCGCAAAAUUCCGUGAGAGCCAAAGAGCAUCGUGUGCCUGAGCUUGUAAGAGCCGCAUCAGCUAGAAAUACUACCGUUGAUACGCAGCAUGGACCGUCUACGAAACUACAGAAGGCUAAGAGUGUGAGAAAUUGUGAUGUUCCCCAUGGGUUUGAGAGAAUUGAUGAGACCCGUCCUUUGAUUGAUUUGGGGAGUAUUAAUCACAAGGUGCUUGAAAAGAGUAAGAGUAAGAGUUACGGUGUUGUCAAGUAUACUUAAAGGGCUCAUGUAAUUAAGAAUUAGCCACAUGUGUAUUGCUUUGCCAUAUUGUUGUAAAAGUGAAAAUGAAAAUGUUAA
Eutrema salsugineum is the source of this 791-nucleotide messenger RNA. RefSeq lists its product as uncharacterized. The transcript has a single exon. NCBI's taxonomy places the organism in Eukaryota, Viridiplantae, Streptophyta, Magnoliopsida, Brassicales, Brassicaceae. The coding region runs from base 264 to 713 and encodes 149 amino acids. The record is from RefSeq and is a predicted model, not a curated record.